GGCGUGUGUCGCAAUGACAAAAUAAAACCUUCGCAAAGCCCAGACCGAGGUCUCGUCCCGACAUCCGAAGGGUGAUGGCCACCGCUUUCAAAGUCUCCUUCUCUUUUCUCCCCUCGAGCAAAUCUCCCCGCGUCUCUUUUCCUCGGCCCUCCUUCCAGACUGUCUCUGCCCCCAAAUCCCUCUCCACCAUGGCUUCUCUUAGCGUCGCCCCGACGGUUGGGAUCUCCGAGACCUUCUCCCGGUUGAGGGAACAAGGAAAAGUUGCAUUUAUACCUUUCUUAACUGCUGGUGAUCCUGAUUUGUCAACAACCUCGAAAGCAUUGAAAGUUCUUGAUUCUUGUGGUUCAGACUUGAUAGAAUUGGGCAUACCCUACUCUGAUCCUUUAGCAGAUGGACCUGUUAUCCAGGCUGCUGCUACGCGUGCCCUAGCAAAAGGAACCAACUUUGAUGCAGUUAUAUCCAUGUUAAGGGAGGUAGCACCUCAACUGUCUUGUCCAAUAGCUCUGUUUACAUAUUACAAUCCAAUACUAAAGCGUGGAGUUGAGAAGUUCAUGUCUACGAUAAAAAAUGCUGGUGUACAUGGACUUGUGGUGCCAGAUGUUCCUUUAGAGGAGACUAAAACUUUAAGGAGUGAAGCUGUUAAAUAUAAUAUUGAGAUGGUUCUGCUUACAACACCCACAACUCCAACAGAAAGAAUGAAAGCCAUCGUAGAAGCUUCAGAAGGUUUCAUAUAUCUUGUGAGCUCUGUUGGAGUUACAGGUGCCCGUUCAUCAGUUAGUUCACGUGUUCAACAUCUCCUACAGGAACUUAAAGAGGCGACAACGAAACCUAUUGCAGUUGGCUUUGGCAUAUCGAAACCAGAACAUGUGAAGCAGGUAGCCGGAUGGGGAGCAGAUGGCAUAAUUGUUGGUAGUGCAAUGGUGAAGCUUCUUGGGGAGGCAGAAUCCCCUGAAGAAGGAUUGAAGGAACUAGAAGCCUUCGCAAAGUCCUUGAAGGCUGCACUCCUUUCAUAAAUAAUUACUUCUGAGGAACGGUAACAUGCCUGCUCUUGGUCUAGAGUGUUGUGGAAACAUGAUGCGAGGGAGCAUCAAAUUUCAGUGAAGGAUAUGAAUGUUUCCAUUGGGAUGUUCCAAACUAUCGACAAAUUUUUGCUCCAAUAUUAAUAUUUUACAGAUUCAGAUAAGGUUGGUCCUGA
Molecule: messenger RNA, 1195 nt
Organism: Phoenix dactylifera (date palm)
Lineage: Eukaryota; Viridiplantae; Streptophyta; Magnoliopsida; Arecales; Arecaceae
Product: Aldolase-type TIM barrel family protein
Biological process (GO): L-tryptophan biosynthetic process
Cellular component (GO): cytosol; chloroplast
Molecular function (GO): tryptophan synthase activity
Source: RefSeq, a predicted model, not a curated record